Ylistrum balloti is the source of this 1518-nucleotide messenger RNA. RefSeq lists its product as uncharacterized. The record is from RefSeq and is a predicted model, not a curated record. The transcript has 5 exons. Gene Ontology annotation, molecular function: nucleic acid binding. The coding region runs from base 1 to 1518 and encodes 505 amino acids. Lineage: Eukaryota; Metazoa; Mollusca; Bivalvia; Pectinida; Pectinidae.
AUGUCAUUCAAGCCAAGAAAGUCCAGGUCAUUGAUCAUCAAGAAAGGAAGAGUUACGCAAAGGUUCCAACUGACAGUGCAAGGCGAGGACAUUCCAUCUAUCUUAGGAAACCUAAUCAAGUGCUUAGGAAAGUUGUUUGACCCCACAUUGAAGGAUACAAUUAACAUCAGGAAAGUUGUACAACAAGUAGUGGAAGGGAUGAGAAACAUCAACAAGACCGGUCUACCAGGGAAGUUUAAGGUGUGGAUGUACCAGCAUGGACUCUUACCCAGACUUACAUGGCCAUUGAUGUUGUAUGAAAUCACACUCUCACAAGUAGAGAAGAUUGAAAGGGUUGUCAACAGGAAUCUUCGAAAGUGCCUUGGUGUACCACCUAGCUUCACGUCUGUUGGCCUCUACUGCACAACAGCCAUACUCCAAUUACCAAUCACCUCGUUAGUGGAGGAAUUUAAGGUGGGAAAGCCCAGGCUGAUAAUGACCCUACGAGACUCGAGGGAUGAGAAAGUGCGGAUGGCAGGAGUACAAGUAAGAACAGGGAGGAAGUGGUCAGCUAGCAAAGCAGUAGACGAGGCGGAAAGUAGACUCCGACAUAAGGAUAUUGUUGGAUCAGUCCCACAAGGUAGACAAGGCCUAGGGAUGACAAAAACGACCUACUGGAAAGAUGCAAGUACAUCAGCGAAAAGGGGCAUGAUCCAGAGAGAGAUUCGAUCCAAGGAGAAAGAGAGAAGGCAAGCAAAGGCCGUCGAAAUGGGAAGCCAGGGGCGUGGACCAGAUGGACCACAGAGCAAAGAUCGCUUACCUGGACAGAACUUUGGAGCGUUGCAGGGACGGUACACGUGGCGACAUAAUCAGGUCCUACGAGAGCUGGCAGACAUCUUGGAAAGGGAGAGGGUGAGCAGGAUUAAGCAGAAGGCACCAAGACCUAAGACCAUACAGUUUGUGAAGGCAGGGGAAACAUUACCAACAGGAAAGAUAGGGCGAAGCGGCAUAUCGGGAGAUUGGAAGUUAGUGGCAGACAUCGGCCAGCAACUAACAUUCCUGGAGAUUAAAAAGGGUAGUGCAGCGGCUCACCCAGGCAGCAGAGAGUGCAUCCUGUUUGGUUUGGAUGAAGAGGGACGAGAGAAGCUGGAGACCCACCACCGACGCGCAGUGACUGAUCACCACUGUGGACCCCCCAUCCUGAGAGUGUACCGAUGCAGAGAUAACGCUGGCCUGCAUGUUGCGCGAGCCAUUGCCAUCUUCUUGAUCCAGAACAAUGUGAAUGUGCUGCCCUGGCCUGCAAAGUCACCAGAUAAGUCGCCUAUAGAACAUGUGUGGGGUGAGAUGCAGCGUCGCUUGCGUCGCAUUCAAAAUCAGCCGUUGACGUUAUCUGACCUGUCACGUGCGUUUGUGAGAAUAUGGAAUGGUAUUUUCCAGGCAUUUUCAGCACACUUGUUGCAUCAACGAGGCGUCGGUGUAGAGCAUGCACCGAUUUCAAUGGUGGACAUACACGGUAUUGAUGAGCUGAACUUUGCUUAA